Molecule: messenger RNA, 2334 nt
Organism: Odobenus rosmarus divergens (Pacific walrus)
Lineage: Eukaryota; Metazoa; Chordata; Mammalia; Carnivora; Odobenidae
Gene: ASAH2
Product: N-acylsphingosine amidohydrolase (non-lysosomal ceramidase) 2
Exons: 20
Coding region: 1-2334 (777 amino acids)
Biological process (GO): sphingosine biosynthetic process; long-chain fatty acid biosynthetic process; ceramide catabolic process
Cellular component (GO): extracellular region
Molecular function (GO): N-acylsphingosine amidohydrolase activity
Source: RefSeq, a predicted model, not a curated record
AUGGCCAAACGCACCUUCUCCACGUUAGAGACAUUCCUGAUCUUCCUCCUCGUGUUGACGACCGCUGUCACGGUAGCCCUUCUCAGCCUCCUGUUUAUCACCAGUGGGACCAUUGAAAAUCACAAAGAUUCCGGUUUUCCGGCCACCCAGAGCUCCUCGACCACCCCGAGCUCCCCAACCAUCCUGGGCUCCACAGCCACUCAAGGCUUGACAAUCACCAGUGGCUCUAGAACCACCCAGGCACCUCCCGUGAUUACUACUCCAGAGCCUCCUCUCUUUCAGAACUUUAGUGGCUACCAUAUUGGUGUUGGGCGAGCUGACUGCACAGGACAAGUAGCAGAUAUCAACUUGAUGGGCUACAGUAAGACUGGCCAGAAUGCACAGGGCAUUCUCACAAGGCUGUACAGUCGUGCUUUCAUCAUGGCGGAGCCCGAUGGGUCAAAUCGAGUGGUGUUUGUCAGUGUCGACAUAGGCAUGGUAUCCCAACGACUUAGGCUUGAGGUCCUGAACAGACUGCAGAGUAAAUAUGGCUCCCUGUACAGAAGAGACAACAUCAUCCUCAGCGGCACUCACACUCACUCGGGACCAGCGGGAUUUUUCCAGUAUACCGUAUUUGUCAUCGCCAGUGAAGGGUUUAGCAAUCGAACUUUUGAAUACAUGGUCAAUGGCAUCGUGAAGAGCAUCGAGAUGGCGCACAAAAACAUGAAACCAGGCAAAAUCUUUAUCAACAAAGGAAUUGUGGAAGGUGCCCAGAUCAACCGAAGCCCCUCUUCUUACCUUCAGAAUCCUGAGUCAGAGAGGGCCAGGUAUUCUUCAAAUACCGACAAAGAAAUGGUCGUCCUAAAAAUGGAAGAUUUGAACGGAGCUGAACUGGGCCUUCUCAGCUGGUUUGCCAUCCAUCCGGUCAGCAUGAACAACAGCAAUCAUCUCGUCAAUAGCGACAACAUGGGCUAUGCCUCUUACCUUUUUGAGCAAGAGAAGAACAAAGGCUACCUACCUGGACAGGGGCCGUAUGUAGCAGCCUUUGCUUCAUCAAACCUGGGAGAUGUGUCCCCCAAUAUUCUUGGCCCACGCUGUGUCAACACAGGAGAGUCUUGUGAUAAUGCCAAUAGCUCUUGUCCUAUCGGUGGGUCUAGCACGUGCAUUGCUAUGGGACCGGGAGAGGAUAUGCUCAACAGCACGCAGAUUAUAGGACGGAUCAUAUAUCAGAGAGCGAAGGAACUAUAUGCCUCUGCCUCCCAGGAGGUCACUGGACCACUGGCUGCAGCUCAUCAGUGGGUGAAUAUGACAGAUGUCACCAUCCAACUCAACUCCACACACACGGCAAAGACGUGUAAACCAGCACUGGGCUACAGUUUUGCGGCUGGGACAGUCGACGGAUUUGGGAGCCUCAAUUUUACGCAGGGGACAACAGUAGGGGAUCCAUUUUGGGACACUCUUCGGGAUCAAAUCCUGGGCAAGCCAUCUGAAGAAAUCAAACAGUGUCAUAAACCAAAGCCAAUCCUUCUUCAUACUGGAGAGUUGACAAAACCUCAUCCCUGGCACCCAGAUAUUGUUGAUGUUCAGAUUAUCACGAUUGGGUCCUUGGCCAUAACUGCCAUCCCUGGGGAGCUGACGACCAUGUCUGGACGAAGACUUCGAGAGGCAGUUCAAACAGAAUUUGCAACCAGUGGGAUGCAGAAUAUGACCGUUGUUAUUUCGGGUCUGUGCAAUGUGUAUACACAUUACAUUACCACCUUUGAAGAGUACCAGGCUCAGCGGUACGAGGCGGCAUCUACAAUUUAUGGACCACACACUCUGUCUGCUUACAUCCAGCUCUUCAGAGGUCUUGCGAAGGCCAUUGCUACGGAUACAGUAGCCAACCUGAGCAGAGGUCCAGAGCCUCCAUUUUUCAAACAACUGAUAGCCUCAUUAAUUCCUAAUGUCGUGGAUAAAGCACCAAUAGGCAAAACUUUUGGGGAUGUUCUGCAGCCUGCAAAACCUACAUACAGAUUGGGAGAAGUUGCUGAAGUUACAUUCGUAGGCGCUAACCCAAAAAAUUCAGCAGAAAACCAGACCCAUCAGACCUUCCUCACUGUUGAGAAAUACGAAGCUGCAUCAGCAACAUGGCAAAUAGUGCAUAAUGAUGCCUCCUGGGAGACUCGUUUCUAUUGGCACAAGGGACUGCUGGGUCACAGCAAUGCCACCAUCCAAUGGCAUAUUCCAGACACUGCCCAGCCUGGAACCUACAGAAUAAGAUACUUCGGACACAAUCGGAAGCAGGACUUUCUCAAGCCGGCGGUCAUCCUUCCAUUUGAAAGCACUUCCUCUACCUUUGAAGUAGUAACUACUUAA